UGUGUACUUCACUAGUGUUGUAAGAACUCUACCAUAAUUUUAUUAUCUACAAUUGUUUGUGCUAACUGCUAACUAAAGGGGUAAACGGAAAAAAAGUCCCCGGUAAGAAAGUCCCACGGAAAAAAAGUCUCCAAAUUAAUAUUUGAUUUAAAUUCAGUCUUUUAUCAUAUAGGUAUUUAUAUAGGUACAUAGCCCAUAGGUAAUACAUGUUACAUAUUUUAUUGAACAUAAUUAACGAACAACUAAAUUAAAUAGGUACCUUAUAAAGUCUUGAAAAAAAUUGAAAAAUUGAAAAAAAGUCUCCCGUUGCAGUAUAAAUAAAACAAUAUUUCCACUAAACUUCUUAUUUUAUUUAUAAAAUAAGUUGGGUUGACAAAUCUUAUCUGUAGAUAGUACAUGACAAUUAAUUGACAUAAUCUAUAGUUUGACAGUUACACACAGUACCAUAUACAGAUACCUAAUAACCUAACCUAUCAUACGUAUCCAGUUUCGUAUUAGUUUCGAGUUGUACGCGAGUGUAGUUUAAGUGUUUAACCAUGGAACUUCUUAAAUCAAACAAGGGAAAUCAUAAAAUUGCACUAAAAGGUUAUACUUAUACUAUAAAAAAAAUAUGCCAAAGUAUAAUCCGAUGGAAAUGUUCCAAGAAAUCGUCACUUAAGUGUCCAGCAAUGUUAAUUACCAAUUUGAAAAUGAAAAAAAUCAUACGUUUUGAAGAAGAACACAGUCAUAGUGCUAAUAAAGGUGAAAUAGGAGCAAUGAAAAUCAAACAAACGAUAAAAGAUUGUUCACUUCAGACUUGCAACAAUCCAGGACAAAUUUUUGCUCAAGCUGUACAAAAUUUACCAAAAGAGAUAUUAAUUGAAUUACCAUCCGAAGAUUCAAUAAAAAGAAGUAUUCGUAAUCAAAGAAGCAGUUUAAACCCGAAAAAACCAAAUAGUCUACAAGAACUUGUUAUUGAAGAUGAUUGGACACGUUGUGGGAAUGAGCGAUUUUGAUUGAAAGAUAAUGGUCUAGAGUCAAGUGAACGGAUUAUAAUAUUUGCGUUAGAUAGUUCCGAUAUGGUUAUUGAUGGGAACUUUGGUUUAGCGCCCGAGCAUUUUUUACAACUGUACGUCAUUCGAAUCCAAGUAAAUGAAAUUUUUAUUACGCCAGUGUUUUGCUUACUUGAGCGAAAAACGCAAAACACUUAUGAAGAAAUGUUCAAAAUAAUUUUGAAUGAGUGUAACAAUCGCGAACUAUACCCAGAUCCGUUAUACUUUAAUGUUGAUUUUGAAAUCGCAGUUCACAAAGCUGCCAAAAUAGUUUUUGGUGAACAAAUUUUAAUUCGAGGGUGCUUUUAUCAUUUAUCGCAAAGCACUUACAGAAAAAUACAAAACCUGGGCUUGAGUAAGCGAUAUAGAGAGGACGAAAACUUCAAUUUAUACUGUGCUAUGAUGGAUGGAUUGGCUUUUCUCCCUGUGGAUAAAGUUUGUGAGGGAAUGAAUUAUUUAAAAUAAAAUUGUCCAACUGGAGCAGAAGAUCUACUUCAGUAUUUUGAUGAAAAUUAUGUUGGAGGUACGUUCAGGAAAGUUAAAAAAACAAACAAUAUAAUUUUAAGAAGAACACCACCAUUGUUUGUACCAGAGUCAUGGAACGUUAAUAUAACAACUCUGUCAACAAAUCCACACAGAACUAAUAAUGCUUGUGAAGGCUGGAUCAAUAGGUUUUCCCAUCUCGUCGGCAUUAAACAUCCCAGUAUUUGGAAAUUACUAACAAAAAUGUGUCAAGAAGUUGGAACGGACAAGGCAAGAAUGGCAUUGGCUGAAUUAGGAGAAAUUAAUCGGAAAAAAACAAAAGCUGGUAAAAAAAUUGAAGUUCGAUUGAACAUUUUAUGUAAACGUUUUGAUGAAGGCAAAUCUGUAGAUGUUCCUAAUUUUUUAAAUCAAAUAUAGGUCAAAAUAUAAGAAAGAUCUUUUAUAUCUGAAUAAUUACACUUUUAUAUUUUUUAAAUAAUAUUAUAGGACAUAUUGUAUUCAAUUUUUAAUUAUUUUACGAGGGGUACAUAUCUAAAUAAAUACAUUUUUAUAUUUUUUAAAUAAUAUUAUUAUAUGUUUAACAAUUCAUCAAUUGAGAAUGGCUGUGCAGAUUUAUUUAAUUAUAGAUAACAAGUUAUCUAUAUGAAUACUUAUCUACAAUAAUUUUUAAUCCUAGAAAGGUACCUAUUUAAUUUAGUUGCUUGUUAAUUAUGUUCAAUAAAAUAUGUAACAUGUAUUACCUAUGGGCUAUGUACCUAUAUAAAUACCUAUAUGAUAAAAGACUGAAUUUAAAUCAAAUAUUAAUUUGGAGACUUUUUUUCCAUGGGACUUUUUUUCCGUGGGACUUUUUCACCGGGGACUUUUUUUCCGAGACUUUUUUUCCGGGGACUUUUUUUCCUAAUAUCAACUAAAGGGACAUAUUUAUGGCCCCACUAACUGGUUCCCUAACAAAUGACCAGCACAUUGAAUGUAUAUUAUUGUGUAUAACAAUCAUGGAAAUUAUGGUAGAUCGCAUAUGACACCGUUACCAAAAAUAGUGUCAUCAUUAUGUUAAAUAGUUUCAAAUCCCUUGAAUUGAUAUUUUUUAAAUUACAGCAUAAAGGAAAAAUCGUUAUCCGUCAUUUAAAUAUAAAAUGUUGUAAUAACUAGAACUUAAAUGUUUAAUCGAAAAAAUUGUGCCUAUGUAUUUUUAGAAUGCUGUAAGACCAACUUAUGAAGAACUUUACAAAAGAAUUUCAAGCUUGAAUUAAUGCUAAUCACUAUAAAACCAAAAAUAAAUCGUAAAUUUAAAAUGGCUAUAGAUAGCUCAAAAUUAACCAAAAUAUUAUUUUCAUUAUUUGAUGUCUAGAAAAUGCUAAUAUAAAUGUUAGGUGAAAAAACUCUUGAAGGAUAUUCCUUUUUAAAUUACAAUAAAAAACAAAAAUAAAUUUUGUUAAAAACUGGUUUUGUGUAUUCUCUUUUGGCGAUUAUUUUGAAUUUUUUAACUGGGGAUUUUCUACUUUUGAUCCUAUUCCAAUUUGGUAUUUUAGUACCAGAAAUUAACAUCAAUUUGAAUGUUAGUACUUUGACAUAAUUUAGCAUCAGUUUUAAAGCUCCUAAAUAUCACAGCUAAUGACGAUAGACACAAAAAAAAUUAUAAAUCUUAUCAUAACAAUAUAAUUGAUAUAAUGAAAGGUUCUAAAGACUAAAAUUAAUCAUAAUACUGAGAGGAAGCUGUAAAAUAUUUCAAAUGCAAUUAUAUUUAGCUUGAAAUUACAUGGAACAAGAAUGUUCAUAGAAUGUUCUUAAAAAUGGAAAUAAAAUACGAAAUAAUAUUUUUUUUUGCGUUUAUUAUAUAAUUUAUAAGUAACAAGUUUACAUCAGCUUCAAGAAGAGUACAAAUUGUAAAUAGGUGACACUACCCGACAGUGUACUACACGUCAGUGGUGUAUUUAUGGGAGGGGAUCAAUUCCCCCACCCCCUUAGGCUGUUUAUAAUACUUAUGCAAAAGUUUCCGGAGUCCUAACUUUAGAGGCGGGGCUACUGGAUAAAAUCAUUUCCUUCCCUCCCGAGACAGCGAUUCCCGCUUCCGCGUGAGUGUAUUUUAAAAUUUUGCACCAUUUCGCGACAAAGCGAGUGCCGAGUGGUGACUAUAACGCGACCGCUCAUCGAUUUUUAAGCCACCCCCCCCGCGGCCGCCGCCCGCAAACCGACGCCAUAUUGACCAGCGACAGAAUCUAUAGACAUCGAUGUCUGACAAAAACAAACGAUUAUGAGUUGUACUAACACGUCAUCCAUUAUAGUCCCAUACCACCAGUGCUGCAACUAUCGAAUCGUCAACAAUAUCGAUAGUAUGACGACGAUUUUUGGACCCCGGUCCCGAAUCCCGAUCGUCGCGCACUGCCGCUUUUAAACUUUAAUGAUUAGUCGCACGCUCAACGUUCUCAGUCCCGCAGCGUCGUCUCGUUAUCGCCAUCGCCUUCGGUCGCUAUUUCGACGACGCCUCUUCAGUGCCGACAAUCCAGCCGCCCGCCCGCCCGCGCAAUGGCCAACCCGAAAGUGUUUUUCGACAUGACCGUCGACGGACAACCGGCCGGCAGGAUCGUUAUCGAAGUAAG
Messenger RNA from Metopolophium dirhodum (rose-grain aphid), 4111 nucleotides. RefSeq lists its product as uncharacterized. The record is from RefSeq and is a predicted model, not a curated record. NCBI's taxonomy places the organism in Eukaryota, Metazoa, Arthropoda, Insecta, Hemiptera, Aphididae. The transcript has 2 exons. The coding region runs from base 537 to 995 and encodes 152 amino acids.